Messenger RNA from Spea bombifrons (plains spadefoot toad), 1733 nucleotides. It is a transcript of the gene USH1G, whose product is annotated as USH1 protein network component sans. Bases 47 to 1441 code for a protein of 464 amino acids. Gene Ontology annotation, molecular function: protein binding. Gene Ontology annotation, biological process: sensory perception of light stimulus; equilibrioception; sensory perception of sound. NCBI's taxonomy places the organism in Eukaryota, Metazoa, Chordata, Amphibia, Anura, Pelobatidae. The record is from RefSeq and is a predicted model, not a curated record. The transcript has 4 exons.
GCAGCAAGCUCGCUGGCAAUAAGGGCCUUUUCUCCGGACAUGCAGGAUGGACGGGCGAUAUCACCGGGCUGCCCGGGACGGAUUCCUGGAUCUUUUGAAGGAGGCGACCCGGAGAGAACUGAACUCUCCGGACGAAGAUGGCAUGACACCUACAUUGUGGGCUGCUUAUCAUGGUCACUUGGGUGCACUAAGGGUCAUCGUGAGCCGUGGGGGUGAUCCUGAUAAAUGUGACAUCUGGGGGAAUACACCUCUGCAUCUCUCUGCAGCCAAUGGGCACUUAAACUGCCUGUCCUUUCUAGUAUCGUUUGGAGCCAACAUUUGGUGUCUGGAUAAUGAUUAUCACACGCCACUGGAUAUGGCAGCCACCAAGGGCCACAUGGAAUGUGUGCGUUACCUGGAUUCUAUUGCGGCUAAACAGACUAGUUUGAAUCCUAAACUAGUUAGCAAGUUGAAAGAUCGAGCAUUCCGUGAGGCUGAGAGGAGGAUAAGAAACUGUGCAAAGCUGCAGCGCAAACAUCAUGAGCGCAUGGAAAGACGUUACCGCAAAGAGUUGACUGACCAUUCGGACACCAUGAGCUUUUCCAGCUAUUCCAGCUCUGUAAGCCAGCGUUUUCCCAGUGCCACAUUGCUUACCACCAUGCCAUAUUCUCAUGCUGCGGGCACCACCAAAGGCAAGACUAAGAUGCAAAAGAAGUUAGAGAAGAGGAAACAGAUAGAAGGAACAUUCAAAAUAUAUGAGGAUGGUAGAAAGAGCGUGCGCUCACUCUCAGGCCUUCAACUGGGAAACGAUGUCAUGUUUGUAAAACAAGGCACCUAUGCAAGCCCUCGUGAACGUAGUCGCCAACAUUUGCGUGAUAUGUUUCUGCCAGAGGAAGACUCCCUCUCUCGGGCUGUUAGUGACCCUGGACUUCAUGGAGAUUCUGCUCAUUCUGAGGUCAGCACUGACUCAGGACAUGAUUCUUUGUUCACCAGGCCAGGUUUAGGCACUAUGGUUUUUCGGAGGAACUACCUAAGCAGCGGACUGUUUGGAAUGGGGAGAGACGAAACCAAUGGUUUGCAUGGAGGGGAAAAUGAAGAGAUAAUGCUUCAAAGUCGUCUUAAACGAUCUUCAAGUCUGGAUGAUAGCAUUGGAAGUGCUGGCAGUUUGGAAGGGAGAAAUGAGCAGGAACUGCCUUGGGAGGAAGAUGAGUUGGGGUUAGAUGAUGGAGAAGAGCCAGAAACCAGUCCCUUGGAAACAUUCUUGGCUUCACUGCAGAUGUCUGAGCUCUUCUCCCUACUGCAAGAUGAGAAGAUUGACUUGGCAGCCCUCACCCUAUGCUCAGACCAUGACCUUAAGAGUAUUUCCAUCCCGUUGGGCCCCAGAAAAAAGAUUCUGGAUGGGAUUCUAAGGCGGAAGCAAGCACUGGAGAGGUUCACGGUCAUGGGGGAUACAGAACUAUAGUAAAGUCAACCAAGAAACCCAAUGACAGUGCCAGAAAACUGAAUGACCAAUCGCUGGGCUAGUAACUGCUCUGUCUUUUCCAUGCCAAAUGUGUGCCAUUGAUCAUGACACAAAAUAUUAGCAUAUCACAUGGUCCAGUAAUCUGCCAAAACAGAAUUGCAUUCCUGUUCAUAUGGAGAAAUGUGGGACUGGGAAGAUAUCAGGCCUGUGCUGUCAUGUGCUAUUUUCCUCAAAAUAUAUGCUUGCCUAUUCCUAGUGCUGGGCUACCUAAUAAACGCAUGUAGACAAGCAA